Messenger RNA from Penicillium nucicola, 219 nucleotides. RefSeq lists its product as uncharacterized. The transcript has a single exon. NCBI's taxonomy places the organism in Eukaryota, Fungi, Ascomycota, Eurotiomycetes, Eurotiales, Aspergillaceae. The record is from RefSeq and is a predicted model, not a curated record. The coding region runs from base 1 to 219 and encodes 72 amino acids.
AUGUUCCAUCACACAUUUUGUGGCAACUGCGGCACCAGUGUCUACAUUUAUUCCGAGAGCGGCGAAUACAAAGAUAUCGUGGCUAUCAAUGUAAGCCCUGCCUUGGUCAGAGCCCCAGAGAUCGCCCAACUGACAGAAAAUCAGGGACGAACCUUGAAAGAUGUCGACCUAAGCACGUUGAAGAUUGAGCAGCUCAACGGCAAAAAGAUUGUCAUAUAG